UAAAUGCGAUAGUGCGUGUUCGCCUUGCUUGAAGAACCCCCGCGAUUUUUAACAAUGCUGAGAGCGACAUCCAAACGCGCUAGUUCAUCAUUACGAAACCCCUGGCGCUGAACCAGCCCCCGACAAGGUGUAGGUGUUUCUGUUCAACUUCUGAGGUGUGAUCUACAAACACCAAUGGGAUUCGGGGCUGCAGUUUGAUAAGGCAUGUUUUUCAAGCAGGAGUUAGCAGAACAAUGAAUGUGACCUCACCAAAAUCAUCCUUGGCAAAACUCGGAUUUCAUCCAAGACAGAAAUCAUUGAAGGUGAUGGUUUUGGGUCAAGGAGGCGUCGGAAAAACAGCAAUGGUUGUAAGGUUUAUAACGAGAAGAUAUAUAGGAGAAUAUGAUCCUAGUUUAGAGAAGAUAUAUACUUAUCAUACUGUUAUCGACAAUGAAAUGCUGUGCUUCGAUGUCUUGGACACCGCUGGUCAACUCAAUGAAAACGAAUGCCUAUCACUUGAAGCAAACAUAAAAUGGGCAGAAGCCUUCAUCUUGAUGUAUUCUGUGACAGACAAAUGCUCUUUCGACGAGUGUUAUCGCCUCAAGUUUCUCAUAAACUACAACAAGAAAAGGCGGAGGAUAGCUAAGGACGCUGCAUUGGAUGUCCCCGUUGUCCUAGUAGGCAACAAGAUCGAUCAGGUUGAGGACAGAAUGGUAUCGUCGGAGGAAGGACAGAAAAGGAGUAAAGAAAUUGGAUGCGUUUGUUUUCACGAAAUUUCUGUGAGGGAAAGUAUAGACCAGGUAUGGUCAGUAUUCAGAGACGUCUGCCGGUUUUGGAGAGUUCAUAACAAAAAUCCGAGUAGACUGCGUAGAGCUGCCAGCGACAAAGAUGCAACCUCCCCAGACCACUUAAGAUACUUCCCACACACAGUUUCCCCAAGUAGCAUCCUGCCAAACUUCUGCCGAUCGGGGAUUCUAGGUAGAAGAUGGACGGAAGGAGAAUUAGAAGAAGGCGAUGAAUCCAGAGAAAAAAGUAUGGAGGAUUCAGCUUCAAGCCCAUCCGACAGUGCCCCCUUCAGGGAAAGAGCAUCUACAGAUGGCCAUCUGCACCAGAUCAAGUGCAAACCUUGGAAAUGGAGACAUCCAACAGCUAACUCAAACAGCUCUUCCAGUAGUUCUGGAGAGUUGUAUUCGAGUAGAAACGAUAGGAGAAUGAGUAUAUCUAUGAGAGGAAAUAAUGCUAGUUAUUGAGAGAUUGUUCUGUAGUUGAAUCGGUUUGGUCCACUACCCUCUAAUGAUGUACCUAUAUUUCAAUUCCUAAUUUGUGUAAUCGUUACUGAGAAUUGUUGAGAGUAACAAACGAAAUCUUGUGUAUUCUGAUGGAAAUGAUUUUAUACAAGACAAUAAAAAACUAAGCUUAAUCCAAAGACCAUUUUAUCACUGUGAUUUUAUCGAAUAUAUCUUUAUAUUAUAA
Harmonia axyridis is the source of this 1452-nucleotide messenger RNA. Its product is annotated as ras-related and estrogen-regulated growth inhibitor. The record is from RefSeq and is a predicted model, not a curated record. Bases 234 to 1229 code for a protein of 331 amino acids. The transcript is spliced from 5 exons. Gene Ontology annotation, molecular function: GTPase activity; GTP binding. NCBI's taxonomy places the organism in Eukaryota, Metazoa, Arthropoda, Insecta, Coleoptera, Coccinellidae.